UCAAUACUAAGGGUCAGCGACGGCCUUCCAGCUCACUCUUAUUGCGUAUGCAACAACCGCAACCCUUGUCAUUGGGAAUGCGACAGUCCCUAUCUCCAGGAAGGUGGUCAGUGUGUCCGCCGCCGAAGACCGAAUGCAAUGGCCAACGUGGAGUAUUUUCCCGCUGUUGUGGUUCUGCCGCUCCUCGUUCGCGCAAACGACGUCAAGCGUAGAUUACCGCCCUGACGGAAGUUCAAGCCAAAUGCCCGAACUGGGCAAUCCGUUUGUGGUGUUCCUAAUCCAAAGGGUGAAUAUGAUUACAAAUGUUUGGAUACCUCCGUCGCUUUCGAAAGCUGUGGCGGAUGUACCGUUCCUCAUCCAUUGGUUCAGCCCAAUCCUCCUAUGGUAUCGAUUGCAGUAUACUUCCAAGCCUAGUGACAGGCUCCUGCCAGGCAGGAUGGUGUGUUACCCAUAAGUACCGAUCGGGAUACCAGCCUGGCAAAGACC
Guyanagaster necrorhizus is the source of this 486-nucleotide messenger RNA. RefSeq lists its product as uncharacterized. The transcript is spliced from 3 exons. NCBI's taxonomy places the organism in Eukaryota, Fungi, Basidiomycota, Agaricomycetes, Agaricales, Physalacriaceae. Bases 134 to 454 code for a protein of 106 amino acids. The record is from RefSeq and is a predicted model, not a curated record.